AAAAAAAAAGUGUACAUUUAAGAAAAUUAGACGAGGGUUCAAAUUUCAGGAAUGAGUUGCUGUAAUUUUCCCCUUGUUUUGUUAACCAUAAGUUGUUGAUUCUGAUCGAGCUCCGCUACCGCUCCCUCUCUUUCCUCCGCAUGGUCUCCUAUUCGUGGUUUUUUAUGCAGUACCUUUGAGAGAAAAAAACCCUCUUAUUCUAUCUUUACCGGUUUCGAGCGAUUUCCAUUUCAGUUUCCCGUCCACAUCUGACCAUGAGCAGCGCCACCAGAGCCAGAAACUUCCGCCGCCGUGCGGAUGAGGUCGACGACGAUGGCAAUGGAAACGAUGAUAACAAUACCCCGACCGCCGCCACCGUUACAAAAAACCCCUCUUCUUCAAAACCCGCCGCAAAGAAACCCCCGAAACUCCUAAGUUUCGCCGACGACGAAAAUGAUGAACAAACAACCAAAGCCUCCUCGAAUAGAAACAGAGAUAAGGAAAGAGAAAAACCGUUUUCUUCCUCUCGUCUUUCCAAACCCUCAUCUUCUCACAAGAUUACCUCCACGAAAGACCGGAAAAAACCUUCUCCUUUACCUUCCAAUGUCCAACCCCAAGCUGGGACUUACACCAAAGAAACAUUACUUGAGCUCCAAAAGAACACGCGCACCCUGGCCGCCCCGUCGUCACGCGCUUCCUCUCUUUCAUCUGAGCCUAAAAUUGUCCUUAAAGGCCUUCUCAAACCCCAAUCCCAAAAUUUAAACUCCGAGCCAGAUAAUGACUCUCUAGAGAAACUUGAUAAAGACGACGCAGAGUCUAGGUUGGCAACGAUGGCGAUUGGUAAAGGGGUGGAUCUGGGUUCUUCGGCUUUUAUGGACCAGGCAACUAUUGAUGCUAUCAAAGCGAAGAAGGACCGCGUUCGGAAGUCUUUUGCAAGGCCUGCUCCUGAUUAUAUAUCAUUGGAUACUGGGAGCAAUCAUGUUGGAGGUGUGGAAGAAGAGUUAAGUGAUGAGGAGGAACCAGAGUUUCGAGGGGGAUUGUUUGGUGAAAGUGGGAAAAAGGGUGUGUUUGAGGUUGUUGAAGAGAGAGCAAUGGGUGUAGUUUCAAGAAAAGCUGGGAUUCUUGAUGAGGAUAAUGAUGAUGAGGAGGAGAAGAUGUGGGAAGAAGAGCAAUUUCGGAAAGGAUUAGGAAAGAGGUUGGAUGAUGGUUCUAAUCGGGUUGUUAGUAGUAGUAGCAGUAAUAAUAGAGCCGGCGUUGCUAUGGUUCAUGAUAUGCAGCAGCAACACCAGAAAGGGUUUGGAUAUUCCACAAUGGCUUCAUACGGAUUGAUGAUGCCUAGCGUGUCACCAGCUCCUCCUUCAAGCAUUCUUGGAGCAACUGGGGCUUCUCAAGGUUUAGAUGUUACGUCAAUAUCUCAACAAGCUGAGAUUGCUAAGAAAGCUUUACAAGAGAAUGUUAGGAGGCUUAAGGAAUCUCAUGCCAGAACCACUUCAUCAUUGACUAAGGCUGAUGAAAAUUUGUCAGCCUCGCUUUUUAAUAUCACAGCACUUGAAAAAUCUUUAUCUGCUGCCGGUGAGAAGUUCAUCUUUAUGCAAAAGCUUCGUGAUUUUGUUUCUGUUAUAUGUGAAUUUUUGCAGCAUAAAGCUCCCCUUAUAGAGGAACUUGAAGAGCACAUGCAGAAACUUAAUGAAGAACGUGCAUCAGCUGUCUUAGAAAGAAGAUCUGCAAAUAAUGAUGAUGAAAUGGUGGAGGUUGAAGCAGCUGUGAAAGCAGCAAUGUUGGUUUUCAGUGAACGUGGAAGCAGUGCUGCAAUUAUUGAAGUCGCUACAAAUGCAGCCCAGGCUGCAUCUGCUGCCAUUAGAGGAAAAGUGAAUUUACCGGUGAAGUUAGAUGAAUUUGGUAGAGAUGUGAACCGGCAGAAACGUUUGGAUAUGGAACGGAGGGCCGAGGCUCGUCAAUGCAGGAAAGCUCGAUGGGAUUCUAAGAGAUUAUCAUCCAUGGAAAUUGACAGUUCCUAUCAGAAAAUAGAAGGAGAAUCAAGCACUGAUGAGAGUGAUAGUGAGAAUACAGCAUAUCAGUCAAACCGCAACAUGCUGCUUCAGACAGCAGAUGAAAUUUUCAGUGAUGCGUCUGAGGAAUAUUCCCAGCUUUCUGUUGUUAAAGAGAAGUUUGAAAAAUGGAAGAAAGAUUAUUCUUCAAGCUACCGUGAUGCUUACAUGUCAUUAAGUAUUCCUGCUAUCUUCUCUCCAUAUGUAAGACUAGAGCUUCUUAAGUGGGACCCACUCCAUGGCGAUGAAGAUUUUUCUGAUAUGAAAUGGCAUAAUUUGCUAUUCAAUUAUGGUUUUCCUGAAGAUGGAAAUUUCGCCUCCAAUGAUGCUGAUGCUAACCUCGUUCCGGCACUAGUGGAAAAGGUUGCACUUCCAGUAUUGCAUCAUGAAAUUUCCCAUUGCUGGGAUAUGCUUAGCACGCAAGAGACGAAGAAUGCUGUUUCUGCCACAAGUUUGAUUAUAGAUUAUGUUCCUGCUUCUAGUGAGGCAUUAGCAGAAUUAUUAGUUACUAUCCACACUCGUCUAAGCAAUGCUGUCUCUGAUAUUAUGGUCCCAACAUGGAGCCCACUUGUGAUGAAGGCUGUGCCAAAUGCUGCUCGAGUUGCUGCGUAUCGGUUUGGAAUGUCUGUUCGUUUGAUGAGAAAUAUCUGCUUGUGGAAGGAAAUCCUUGCAUUGCCAGUUUUAGAGAAGCUUGCUCUUGAUGAGCUUUUAUAUGGAAAACUUUUACCCCAUGUUCGAAGCAUUACUUCAGAUGUUCAUGAUGCUGUCACAAGAACAGAACGUAUUUUAGCUUCUUUAUCAGGGGUGUGGGCAGGCAGAAAUGUCUCACGAGAUUCCAGAAGCAAGUUGCAACCACUGGUGGAUUAUGUGUUGUUGUUAGGAAAAACAUUGGAGAGAAGGCAUGCAUCAGGCGUGACUGAAAGUGAAACUGGGGGACUAGCUCGUCGGUUGAAGGAAAUGUUGGUUGAGCUAAACGAAUAUGACAGUGCAUGGGAUAUAGCAAGGAGGUUUCAUCUCAAGGAAGCAUUAUGAAAUAUGCUGUUACGGGUAUGAUAUGAUUAACUUGACUGAGUGAAACAAGUUACAGAUGCUGAUGAAAUGAAGAAAGGUGUUUGUUGUAGUUGAAUAAUAUGCCAAUAGUUCACUAUUGAAACUUAAAUUCUAAGGUUGGCUCUUCUUAGCAUCAGUUGGGCUGUAACUAGGAUGCUCCCUCUGUUGACCCCAUAGCUUUUACUCCCCACUUUAUACAGUUUCUUCUCUCUUUUUCUGUUUAACCAUUUGGCAUAGACCUCUGAUAUUAAACCUGGAAGUAUGCGCUGUCUGUUAGCUUCAAUAGUAUCUUCUAAGUUCUAACUGAAAGCCCUUUUGAGUUCUUUGAAGAACCUUGUAAAAUUUUGGGAUGCAAUACAAUUCUUUUUUUAGUGUUUCUGGUCCA
Messenger RNA from Durio zibethinus, 3462 nucleotides. RefSeq names its product GC-rich sequence DNA-binding factor-like protein (gene ILP1). Gene Ontology annotation, molecular function: DNA binding. The record is from RefSeq and is a predicted model, not a curated record. Gene Ontology annotation, cellular component: nucleus. Lineage: Eukaryota; Viridiplantae; Streptophyta; Magnoliopsida; Malvales; Malvaceae. Gene Ontology annotation, biological process: mRNA splicing, via spliceosome.